UAAUAACGAAUUUUGUUGUUGCAAUGAAUGCAGAAUAUUUGGCAGAACAAAUGGUCAGAGAAGUACAGGAGAAGUUUAUCCUGCAUUGGAAUUACCGUGGAUUUACAAAACUGCCAGAAGUUGUAAAGAAUUAUGGAGCACACAUCCAAGAGAUCUAUUUAAAAUGGAAUCGACUCCGCGGCCUGCCGUUGUGGAUUGGUGAACUGUCCAACAUCACAAACUUGUAUCUCCAUGGCAACCAGAUAGAAGCGUUGCCAGAUGAAAUCGGAGAAAUGAUUCAACUUAACACCUUGGACUUGGGACAUAACAAACUAAAAUCCUUACCUCGUCAAAUAGGAAGGCUGGAAAACUUGCAAACUUUAAUACUGAAUGAAAACUUAUUGAAAAUUCUACCACACGAAAUAAGCCAACUGAAAAAUCUUGAGACAUUGUCUGUGUGUGGGAACCAGUUGAUUGCAUUACCAGAAUGGCUGGGUUCUCUUCCUUGUUUGGAAGAAUUAAUAGCGGAUUGCAAUGGCCUUACCGAGUUACCAAAUAGACUGACUUUUGCUGCACGCCUUUCAACAAUAUCUGUUUGUUCCAACAGGUUGCAGUACUUACCGCUGAAUGGAUUUCUGUCUGCCCCAUACAUUCAGUUCGAUUGUAACCCAAUUAUAAAUUACCUUUCUGUGCCAGUGAGUUAUCAGUUGAGUCGUCGUGUUCAGUACUUUCGAGAUGCCAGAGAUGUUCCGGCUUAUAGAUGUUCUACUGGGACUGUAUAUAACAAGGACAGUUGCGGGAAAGAAUUGAAACUAAGCAUAAGGCUUAAGGUAGAGAUGCCUAAUGAUGCUGUCCAGAAGAUUAGCAUCAUAAAACUACCCCGACAACUGCUAAUUGUUCAUGAUAUAACGGACAACAAUGUUCCAUCGCUGUGGGAACUAGCACUACGACAAAUUUACUGCACCAGGUUUAAACACACCUUGGAAGUUAAUCAUUCGACACUAGACGUAAAAGUGAAUCGAAUCAAACAGAAUCUCCGAAGCAACAGCAAAAGCUCCGAGGUUAUAGGAUACAUGAAAAAUUUAUUGAAAAAUGGGCCAGCAAGUAUCUGCCUAAGCAACAAUUGUCAACAACCAAUUUUUACUGAAGCUUGGAUCAUCGUCAAUUCCAAUACAUGGACCAAUUUUCUACAAUUGUCAGUUUUCUGCAGUAAAAAAUGCCUCAGAGAAUUUACUGAAUUGACUGAUGUGCUUGCCACGAAUCGGCCAUGGUAUAUUGUAUGAAAUAAAUAUAAAUUUUUUU
Molecule: messenger RNA, 1281 nt
Organism: Diprion similis
Lineage: Eukaryota; Metazoa; Arthropoda; Insecta; Hymenoptera; Diprionidae
Product: leucine-rich repeat protein soc-2 homolog
Exons: 6
Coding region: 24-1262 (412 amino acids)
Molecular function (GO): protein binding
Source: RefSeq, a predicted model, not a curated record